Dictyostelium discoideum AX4 is the source of this 246-nucleotide messenger RNA. RefSeq lists its product as hypothetical. NCBI's taxonomy places the organism in Eukaryota, Evosea, Eumycetozoa, Dictyosteliales, Dictyosteliaceae. The coding region runs from base 1 to 246 and encodes 81 amino acids. The transcript has a single exon. The record is from RefSeq and is a predicted model, not a curated record.
AUGAAUAAAAUAAUUCUCAUUGUACUUUUAUUAUCAAUUGCCACCUCUGGAGCAUUUUGUUCAAUUUUCAAUACCGUAUGUAAACAAACUUGCAAAGAAAGUUACCAAUUAUGUGUUGCCGGUUUUGACUCGCCAGAUAUCUCAGUACCACUCGAAGUUUGUUCAGAAGCAUUGGGUACAUGUUUAUAUAACUGUAUCUUCCCUAUAGUUGAUCCCCCAACUCAAUCACCUGCAGUUCAUAAUUAA